This is a messenger RNA of Penicillium soppii, 780 nucleotides long. Its product is annotated as acyl carrier protein. Gene Ontology annotation, molecular function: fatty acid synthase activity; phosphopantetheine binding. The transcript has a single exon. NCBI's taxonomy places the organism in Eukaryota, Fungi, Ascomycota, Eurotiomycetes, Eurotiales, Aspergillaceae. The record is from RefSeq and is a predicted model, not a curated record. Bases 1 to 780 code for a protein of 259 amino acids. Gene Ontology annotation, biological process: fatty acid biosynthetic process; secondary metabolite biosynthetic process.
AUGAAUGGAGUUCCUGCCCUUUACCGUGUCUUUGCCUCUCCCAGUUUGACAUUCUUCCUUUCGCUAUUAUCGGCCAAGCAUCUCCUUGGAAAUAACAUCGAUGCCAGUAAUACUGGUGUCGACGCCUGGCAAGACUCCCUGGCGCAUCAGGAGCAGUUGAAAUCAUCAUCUCAGACCAAUUUCAUGACAGUGAACCUCGAUUGGAGAGAGGACACUUUGUCAGUGAACGAUGAUGGUGCUCUUGAGAAUGAAAACCGGCGGGUGGGUCUCAAGCCUAUUCAAGCAGAACAUCUUACCCGGUUCCUCGAUUACAUCCUCGGUGCUGCUGUUGAGCCAAAUGGGGCCGGAAUUUCCCAGGCUGUCAUUGGUUUCGACGCCGAGUCUUUAGCUGGUGCAACCGCACCCAAUGGACCCAUUCACUCCGCCUUGUUCCGUGAGGCACGGCGCGGCAUCAAUGAAGCCCCUGUUGGGGGUGGUGAUGACGAAGAAGAGCAAUCAUUCGAGCAAGUCAUCGCCGAUGGUAGCGAGGGGGCUGUGGCCGACUUCAUCCUGCGGGCGAUCACGAGGAAAAUUUCUCAGUUACUUUCGGUCGAUGUGGGCACGGUCGAUGAAAUCCUUGCUCUGGGCUUGGACUCCCUGGUUGCUGUUGAGUUGCGGAACUGGAUCUUGAAACGGUUCGAGGCGACGUUACAGUCGGCUGAUGUGCUGGUGAACCAAACUCCGCGUGCACUUGCGGAGAAAGUUGCCGCUCGAUCAAGCCUGGUCAAUGCUCUUGCUUAA